Plasmodium adleri (nom. inval.) is the source of this 1008-nucleotide messenger RNA. Its product is annotated as ribonucleotide reductase small subunit, putative. Gene Ontology annotation, biological process: deoxyribonucleotide biosynthetic process. The record is from RefSeq and is a predicted model, not a curated record. Gene Ontology annotation, molecular function: oxidoreductase activity. NCBI's taxonomy places the organism in Eukaryota, Apicomplexa, Aconoidasida, Haemosporida, Plasmodiidae. The transcript is spliced from 5 exons. The coding region runs from base 1 to 1008 and encodes 335 amino acids.
AUGAGUAAGGAACAAUAUCACGAUCAAGAAGUAUUGUUGGAGGCUCAAAAUAAUGAUGAAAUUUUGAAGGAAAAUAAGUUCAGAUGGGUUAUGUUCCCAAUAAAGUACAAAACAUUUUGGAGUUAUUAUAAAGAAAUUGAAUCUCUCUUUUGGACUGCUGAGGAUUAUAAUUUUGAUAAAGACAAGCAAUAUUUAGAAAAUAUUGAUAAAAACAUGUUGGUUAAAUUAUUUGAACUUAUAUGCUUUUACAGUUUAAAAGAUUUACAUGUUUAUGAAGAACAAGCUCUUAUUACCAGUAAAAUGUUAGAUAUUAUCCAGAUACCUGAAGGAAGAGCUUUUUAUGGUUUUCAAAUGUGUAUGGAGAAUAUACAUGAUGAAGUAUAUGCUUGUAUAUUCGAAACAUAUAUUCCUGAUUCAAAGCAGAAAAAAGUAAUAAUAAAUAAAGUUAUUGCAUUAGACAGUGUUUUAAAAAAACAGAAAUGGUUAACUGAAAUAUUCGAAUCGAAUAUCCCAUACUAUAAUAAACUUGUUCUUCUUUAUAUUUCUAAAGUUCUUUUUAAUGGUACUUUAAAUAUAUUAAUUGGUUAUUGCAAAGAAAAUUCUAUACUUCCUUGCUUAUGUAAUGUUCAUGAAAAAAUUCAUAGAGAUGAAUAUCUUCAUGGAGAUUUUUCCGUUAUGUGUUGUAACCAUUUAGUCAAUAAAUUAAAAUAUGAACAUGUCUUAGAUUAUUUUAAAAUGGCUGUUGAUUUAGAAUAUCAAUUUUCAUUGGAAAUGUUAGAACUCAAUGUUCUUAAAAUAAAGAAACAAGAAGUAAGAGCAUUCUUAGAAUAUUUAGCAGAUACUAUGUUGACUAAUCUAAACUACCCAAAACAUUAUAAUUCCAAGUAUCCAUUUAGUUGGCCCGAAUUUACAAAAAUUGUUGUUAAUGAGAACGAAAAGACAGAAACUGUUAAGAAAGGGGAAAAUAUAUAUGGAGAAAAACAAAUAUUAUUUGAUGAAGAUUUUUAA